Etheostoma cragini (Arkansas darter) is the source of this 1067-nucleotide messenger RNA. Its product is annotated as regulator of cell cycle RGCC. Gene Ontology annotation, biological process: regulation of cell cycle. The record is from RefSeq and is a predicted model, not a curated record. The transcript is spliced from 5 exons. Lineage: Eukaryota; Metazoa; Chordata; Actinopteri; Perciformes; Percidae. Bases 89 to 427 code for a protein of 112 amino acids.
UAUAAUAAACUUCCAGAUCCGCGUUAAACCGUUCUGAACCCAGACGCCCAGCAGCAGCCCGGUGGUGUUUUAAUUUCACUGCUCCAGCAUGACCUCAGACAUUACCGCCGACUUGGAGCUAGAGCUGGGUGAGUUGCUGCAGGAGUUCCAGGAUGUGGUGGAGGAGUUGAAGGCCCCUUCUCAAAGCAAACCUCACGCUUACCAGCACGUUCUGCAGCAGGCCAAAAGUCGCUCAGGGCUGGGCGACGACAGCGGAGUCGAGGACUCUGAUUGCAGCAGUGAAGCUUCUUUGGGAAACAGUUUGAACACCAGCGAGGAGGAGCUUCACACAGCAGGCAUAACGCUGGCACCGAAAGCCAAGCUAGGAGACACAAGGGAACUUGAGAGUUUUAUCGACAUGUUGGACCGGGAACUAGCAGAGAUGUGAACAGAGAGUAAACGAGCCAUGCAGAGGGGGGAAAAACAGGCCGGGGGCAACAUGGCUGGCUACUGCCGAGCAGAAAGGCAGAUCUACACCAGAGCAGAUCUGAGACAGCGAAAGCUCCCCUGGCUGCUCCAGGGGAAAAGGUUAACAUCGGAAAUUAAAAGGGCACGCCAUUCCAAAAUGCAAGAACACCCUCAGACCCCUGGCAACGCCGCGUCCACCCGGCAAGAUGACGUCCCUCCAGCAUCCGAGAUGUGUGACAUAUUCCUGAAACCAGACAAAGCUUCCAUCUGUCCAGGGAGUGCAAGAAAACACCGCCCAGAGUAAACAAAGCAUGUUCGUGCCACAUAUAAAAUCCCCAUGAGUACUAUGCCAGUAAAGGGCCCUAAAUCCUCAGUGGCGUUUUUUAAAUUUUUUUUAUUUUUAAUUUGUAAAGGUUUAAAAGACUGUUAGAAAUUACAGACGGCACUUUAGUUUCAAACUAAUUUAAAGUCCAAGGGGUUCAGAUCUCCUGCGUAAUAUUAAAAGUUGUUUAUGUGCCGACGUUUCCAGUGUACAGUUCUUGUUAAUAUCAUUUGUUGUACUGUGUAUAUAAAUUGUUGUACAGAUGAAUUAAUCUAAAUAAAGCUACGUUUUCAUUGAA